This is a messenger RNA of Raphanus sativus (radish), 598 nucleotides long. RefSeq names its product probable cytochrome c oxidase subunit 5C-1. The transcript is spliced from 2 exons. Bases 166 to 360 code for a protein of 64 amino acids. NCBI's taxonomy places the organism in Eukaryota, Viridiplantae, Streptophyta, Magnoliopsida, Brassicales, Brassicaceae. The record is from RefSeq and is a predicted model, not a curated record.
UAAAUGGGCCGGCGUAAGAUGUGAGCCCAACGAGUCGGAUGGGAGAAUAAUACUAUUAACAUCCACUUUAGAGUAGAGUAGACUUUCUAAUUGUCAGGUUCCCGUCGUUCGUCUUCCUCCUCCGCACUACCUCCGACUUGUUUGAUAGGUUGAGAGAGAAAAGAGAUGGCAGGACAUAGGGUCGCACAUGCCACACUGAAGGGGCCUAGCGUUGUCAAGGAGUUGAUUAUCGGUAUGGCACUCGGUUUAGCUGCUGGUGGUCUUUGGAAGAUGCACCACUGGAACGAACAGAGGAAAACCAGAGCUUUCUAUGACUUGCUUGAGAGAGGUGAGAUCAGUGUUAUUGCCGCAGAAGAGUAAUAAAAGAUGCUCAAAGACUCAUUCUUCAAGACAAAUGGAUGAUUUGGAAUUCUUGGUUUUUUCUUUUUCUGUUUUUAAUAACUCUGAAAUGAGUUUGGAUUUUGUGAGAAAUAAACAAAUCUGUGAAUGAGAUUUGUUAGAUCAUAAACUGAUUCAAUGUAAUGUUGAUACAGACAUAAUAUUUCUUGUUUUGUUUACUUAUCUAAGAAAAUAUUAAAGUGAGUAUUAUGGAACCUUA